CGUCUAUUUUCUCAUCCCUCUUUUCGCCCUACCAUCAACUUCUCGCAAACACUAACAAGGUAACAAACACCUGCACCGAUCGGAAUCUGCGCUUGUCCUCUAUCAAGCCACUUAUUCGCACUUCUCCUCCUCCACACCACACUGCCUUGCGCAUUCAUCGCUCACCUGUCUCUCCCUCUGCCAACACCAUCUCUCCACCCUCUCAGGCUGGGAUUCCAUUCCAUGCCUCACCCGCCGAGCCGCUCCCGCGAAAAUCCCUGCGUCAGAACCAAAACAUUGAUUGACGUCGCAAAGCCGAACUAGCGCACCUUGCUCCCUCCACCUUGCAAGUCUCAGCAACUGCUGGUUCCAGUCCUUUGUCUGCCUCCUCCAGCAACCAGCGCGGGUGACCGAUAGAUAGACGUACACAACCAUGCCCCCGUCGAAGAGGAAAGCACGCCGCAAACCCGCCGAUCUCCCAGAGUCCUCGGAGCUCGACCUUCCAGACUCUUCCCCGUCACGCCCUUCGGCAAAGAAGCGCAAGGUCAACGGCUCUCGUGGUGCGCCCGCCAGGAAGAAGUCCGUAACUCCCGAACUUGAACCUGAACCCACACCUGCGCUGGACUCAAGCGACGACACGGAAGAACUGUCCCAAAGCGAUCUCAUCGACUCGGUCGUCUCCUACCUCCAAGUCUCCAAAGAACCCAUUGUCGUUAGAACCGAAUACUCCAACGAUAAGGUCCAGAGCAACAGCCCACAGAAGGUCUCAGCAUAUGCGAAGAUUGCCGGUCGAGACUGGACCUACUUUGUGCGCGAACAGUCCGUCAACUUUGGCAGACCGCCCGACGACCGGCCGAACUUGAACGGCGCUUCCAGUCCUAUCGCCGACCUGAAGGACGUAUUACCGGUCCAUAUCGAUCUCGGUCCAAGCAAGAUUGUUUCGCGACAUCAUGCCUCGAUUUACUACGACGCAGAUUAUCCGGUGGAUGAAGGUGGCUGGCACGUCAGAGUCAACGGGCGAAAUGGAGUUCGCGUCAAUAACGUGCUCAUCAAGAAGGGGUUGAGGAAACAGAUCAAGUCAGGCGAUAUUUUGGAGAUUGCCGGGACGCAAAUGAUGUUUGUCACCCCAGGCGACAAGGUCGAGAUCGAUCAUUACUUUAUCGAACGAGCCAAAGCCUUGGCCGCAGGCGAGGAAGUCAGUCCUGCUCAACCUCAGCCUGAACCUGUCAAAUACGAAGUGUCGGCCGGACCAACUCAGAAUUUCCCUUCGCUGGCUCCAGCGCCUCCCGAUUUCAAACGCGAAGCUACACCGCCCGCGCAGUCUGCCGAUGGCAAGUCUCAACGAGGCGUCUUCGAUAGUAAAAUGCCCAUGUCGCCCAUGUAUGGUCGGGGGAUGAUGAUGGAGAGUACCCAAGAGAUCGACUACAGUCGGGACAGUGCCAAGGACCUUAAGCCGCCCUUCAGCUACGCGACAAUGAUCGCCCAGGCUAUUUUCUCGAGUGAAGAGGAGAAGUUGACCCUGAGCAACAUUUAUUCAUUCAUUGCUGACAAGUAUGCCUUUUAUCGCCAUUCAAAUAGUGGCUGGCAGAAUUCCAUCCGACACAAUCUUUCGCUAAACAAAGCCUUUCAAAAAGUCCCCCGGCGUACCGAUGAGCCUGGAAAGGGGAUGAAAUGGCAGAUCGCCCCAGAAUUUCGUCAGGAGUACUGGAAGAAGCAAGCCCGGCGUGGAGGCUCGGCUCCGUCUUCACCUGCUUCUGGCAAGGAAGUCAAUCCCAACUUCAGAGGACCCAAUGGUCAGAAUCUGGGCUAUGAUACUAGCAUGGUUAGCCAGUUCUCUGCACGAGAUAUGUCUGACCGCGCAGGACUUCCUGCUUCCGCCAAGCUGAGUCUCCCAUUUCCUCCGUUCAACCCAAGGCAGCAACAAUAUCCGCCGAGCCCCAGCCUAGCACCUCCCGUCUCACAACCUGGAGAAGCUGUUACGCCUCAAAGGCGAAGAACGGAUACCCAGAAUACCCUUCCGGACAUGGACCUCGAAGAAUCCCCAUUGCGACAUGGGAAUGCUGCACCAACACCGCAUCUAGGGAACAAUUUACCCAUGUACACGCUGCCAUCCUCUGUUCCGCGUCCCCAUCACUCACCGACGAACCCCACACUUUCGUCCUCAUACCUGGACACUCCUUUCCAUCCAUCACAGCACAGCAUUAUUACGCCUGCGCCACUGCGACAAAACCCCCGACUAGCCCCUCCAAGUACUCUGGUUGCUCCUAGCAAGUUUAUGCCAGAGUCCUCACCUGCAGGACCCCAGGGGCUCUUCUGGAAGGGUAUCAUGGGCGCAACACCGGGCCAGCCGCUGCCUGACAUGUCCCCGGCCAAGGACGAAGAUCCUCGAGCAAAUGGAAUUGAUAGAAGUGUGAUGAGUUCGAGCCCGCCACCUAUGGAUGCAAGCAUGGGCAGCCCGAGCAAACCAGCCAGAAGUAGUCAGGCCCCUAACAGCUCGAGUUCGGCCAAGAAGAGGGACGACAGUCCUGCAAAUUUUUCGAGACUGAACGGGGCUGCAGCCGACGAAAAUGGGAAGUUCACACGCAGUUUCUCGGGGAGUGGGAACACCGCGAGUGGAGUAAAUGGUCAGACGGGGGCUAGCAGGUUCAAUUCGCACCUUUCCUCGAACAAUGCAGAUGCGGGUUCGAAUCACGACGCUGACGACGAGGACGGUGAUGGCGGAUUUGACCUAGCCAAAGGCUUUGCCCCCAUUGCAGGUGGAAGUUUCCAUUCACAGAGAAGUGGUAGCCUUGGUGUUGCGAGAGCUGGAUCAUGAGCUACAAAGCUCAGGAUCGACGAGCUACGAUCUCUGCUGGCGUCUCUCGAACAGAAGCGUUAUCAUCUGAGCAGGGGUCUAUUGGACAUGUACGAAUAUAAACAACUGGGGAUCAUGUGCUAUGUUAUUAUGCAAGACGCUGAUGUUGAAAAGUGGACACAAUGGGGCGGAUCUGGUAACGUUCUGAAUAUAUGGGCUGGGCAAUGCAUUUCUUGAGUUUUUCUUUUGAAGAUAUAAAUGCACCCAUGGGAGUUUCGGAGCGAGAUAGAGCGUGUCACAACGCUCAUUGUUGAUGCAGGGCAGGAAUUGGACGAUAUUGAUUGCCAGAAAUGGUCCAAAUUGGAAUAGUUUUUUGUAACAUCAAACAAAACAUCACUCCUGCGUAC
Cladophialophora immunda is the source of this 3180-nucleotide messenger RNA. RefSeq lists its product as uncharacterized. The transcript has 3 exons. The coding region runs from base 413 to 2794 and encodes 793 amino acids. The record is from RefSeq and is a predicted model, not a curated record. Gene Ontology annotation, biological process: regulation of transcription by RNA polymerase II. Gene Ontology annotation, molecular function: RNA polymerase II cis-regulatory region sequence-specific DNA binding; DNA-binding transcription factor activity, RNA polymerase II-specific; protein binding. NCBI's taxonomy places the organism in Eukaryota, Fungi, Ascomycota, Eurotiomycetes, Chaetothyriales, Herpotrichiellaceae.